GCUCUGCCCCAAUUCGGAGGCUAGCACAAAAGAAGCGCCGACCAAUCUCUCUACAUCACAAACGGCCGACGUCCGUUUGAUGUCGCUUUAAUUACGAUAAGGAACUUAAAUACCAGCUCUACCUCCGGCCCAAGCUCUUGUCUAAACACGGGAUUCUGACGACUUGGCGCCUGAUAGUAUGGCGGAACAGCAGCAAGAAUCACCUGGCGCGGGCCAGUAUGAGAACAUGCAUAUCGUUCCCUUAACUGGUAAAUUAGUAGCGAACAUGAAGAACAUGGCAACAGUUACCGGCCGUAAUAAGGAACUCCUCUUGAUCAUUGAGAGCUUACGGGACCAUUACAAUGCCACUUGUGAUGUUUACUACUCUGGCGCUCUUCGUGCCCUCGAAGCUCGUGAUGCGCGCAAGGCAUCCGCACCUUCCAAUUCCCAUGAAGUCCAAAACACAACGGCCCUACGUUCUGAUAAUAAAAAAGCAUACUCCCACUGCAUUGACAUUUAUCCACAUUCUACUGGCCCGGGCGAGAACCCCGGUAUCCCGCCGACGCCUCCUGGCAAACUGUAUCGCCCCCUCACACCAACAGAUUUCGGCCGUGUUUCGAUCAACCACACACAGCCAGAUGAAGCACCAUAUGAACCAGAAGUGCAAGCCGUCUACGACGCUGUCCUCGGAAUAGACCAGGCUACAACCAUGUAUCAGCAAAAGGUGGAAGACUACAAAGACCAGCUUCUGCGGCCUCUGGAUCCCACCGACGCCGCAAAGGCCAGGAAAAUGGUGGAUGAGCUUCUGGGAAUUGAGAAGCGAAAGAGCUUCGGUCCAAGAAAACAACACGGUGGUUCCAGGAGCACUGUUCUCGACAGCCCAACCCUGCAACAGUCUCCCUUGCAGAUGCAAAAUCUACAAAAAUCCCUGUCGACUAUGCCCGCUGCUAGCAGUCCCGUCGACGAGAGAACCAUCACUACUCCUCCGAGGUCGCGUUACGUACCUAAUCCUCACAUGGCUGGUCCCACUUGGGCUGGAGGAAUGGCACCGCAAGCACCAAUGAUUGCAAAUGCACAGACACAAGAUGGCCAAGCUGCUAACAGGUCCAUGGGUGCAAGGGGCAAACAGAGCGGAGGGGAUCUGGUUCUAGCGGAUCCGAGACUCCGUAACAGGUAGAUGAUGUGCUGGUUUCGCUCUGAAGGAUACAAGUUAGCGAGGUAGCUUCAGAAUUGCUUUAGGAACGAGGUUAGUCCAUUGUCAUGGGCAUUUACAUAAAGCAGCAUGCGAGGUAGCUUCCAUGCUCCGUGGAGACAAAAUUGAAUUAACGGGUUU
Aplosporella prunicola CBS 121167 is the source of this 1312-nucleotide messenger RNA. RefSeq lists its product as uncharacterized. Bases 179 to 1156 code for a protein of 325 amino acids. The record is from RefSeq and is a predicted model, not a curated record. Lineage: Eukaryota; Fungi; Ascomycota; Dothideomycetes; Botryosphaeriales; Aplosporellaceae. The transcript has 4 exons.